AUGGCGCUAGGAAGUUCCGCUCCAGAAAUCCUGCUCUCCAUCAUCGAAAUCGUCCUGGCAUGGAUCUCUCCGGACGUCGUCGAGCUCUGGGAAGCCAUCCUGACGCUAUUGUUCUUCGGCAUCCUCGUCAUAGCUUCUUACUGUGUUGACAUCGAGAUUUGGAAUAAGAACAAGAAGGCAAAUCUGGAGACGGAAUUGCAGGAUAUUGAGGACCGUACCUCUAAGAAACCGUCGAAGAAUCUUGACGUCGAAAUUCGGAAUGUUGCACGACGACUCAGUUAUGUUGAUGGGGAGUCAGUCCUCGACGCUCUUCCGGCUCCAGAAGAGGGUGACGUCCGGAAAAUGGCCCGAGAUGUCGCUCGAGUCUACCCAGGGCUUGAAGCCGAUGACCAGGCCAAGAUUCUGGCGUACCGGCUAAACCAGAAUAAGGUCCGCGACCGUCUCUACUACCGUAUUCGCGCCAUUCGUCAAUUGACGUCUUCCUGGAAGAAGACGGACGAGGAGAAGGAAGUCCAGGAAUUGGAGGAGAAAGAAGCGGUCAGCCCGGAUCAUACGUCUCAAAAAUUGAAGCCGCGCAUCGAGUUCACGGCACGUGUCUACGCUGUCUAUCCUCAAGAUAAGAAGGUCAAGCUGUCGGUGAUCCGCAGAGGUAACAGUGACGCAGCCCUGACGCUGAACUACAGUACCGUGGAUGGCAUUGGCAAGAAGGAUUUGCACUAUUUACCUAAAAUCGAAAACCUGCGCUUCGCACCCCAGGAAAUGCAAAAAGACAUCGUCAUCGAUUUGGUCGAUGGAGCGGAUUGGAGGCCAAACACCGUUUUUUAUGUUCAUCUCAAAAUUGUGGACCAGGACGAGGGCGGCAAAACGAAGCUUGGUGAAUGCAAUAUCGCUCACGUCAAAUGUCCCGAGGAUACGACGUCAUUUAGUGGAACGCCGAAUGUUGAAUUUGUCAAGGGCAACUAUGUUUGCAAAGAAAACUGUGGCUGGGUGCGGGUCUUCAUCACAAAGAGGGGAAAGACCAAGGCUCCACAUGACGUUGGCGUACGCUUCGAAACUGAAGACAUCACGGCAAAUGCCAAUGAAGAUUAUGUUCCGUACAAGAAUGCGUUGUUAUAUUUCAAGGGACAAGAAUACGAAAAAUACAUCGAUGUUGAAGUCGUUGAUGACAAGGAUGAUGAAAAAGAUGAAACCUUUUCGGUCGAGCUGCUAGGAACUGAGGAUCGGGAAACUACAAUCGGAAACAAAAAACGCACAAUCGUGACAAUCAUUUCGGACGACAAUGUCUUGAAGAACAUAACAAAUACCAGAAAAUUGGUCGGCUACUAUUUGAAGCGAAUGACGCCUGGACAGGCAACGUGGCGUGAACAAAUCAUCAACGCCGCUUCGGUGAAUUCUGGAGAUGUCGCCAACGCUACUGUACUCGAUUGCGUAUUGCAUGGAUUGGCUUUCCCGUGGAAGUUCGCCUUCGCCUUCGUCCCGCCGCCAAUGAUGAUGGGCGGCUGGUUGUGUUUCGUUGUCGCAUUAAUAGCCAUCGGAUUGGUGACGGCCGUCGUAGGCGACAUUGCUUCAAUCUUCGGUUGUAUGGUCGGAAUGCCGGACGCCAUCACGGCCAUUACAUUAGUAGCGCUUGGAACGUCACUGCCGGAUACUUUUGCGAGCAAAAUCGCUGCUGAAAACGAUGAUUCCGCUGAUAAUGCGGUCGGAAACGUGACCGGCUCGAACUCUGUGAACGUCUUCCUCGGUCUGGGUCUUCCCUGGUUGGUCGCCGCCUUCUACUGGUGCGACAAGGGCCAACCUUUCGUCGUGAAGGCUGGGGACCUAGGCUUUAGCGUUGCUGUUUUCACAGUCUUCUCCAUCAUCUUCCUCAUCGUCUUGUUCGCCUUCGCCUUCGUCCCGCCGCCAAUGAUGAUGGGCGGCUGGUUGUGUUUCGUUGUCGCAUUAAUAGCCAUCGGAUUGGUGACGGCCGUCGUAGGCGACAUUGCUUCAAUCUUCGGUUGUAUGGUCGGAAUGCCGGACGCCAUCACGGCCAUUACAUUAGUAGCGCUUGGAACGUCACUGCCGGAUACUUUUGCGAGCAAAAUCGCUGCUGAAAACGAUGAUUCCGCUGAUAAUGCGGUCGGAAACGUGACCGGCUCGAACUCUGUGAACGUCUUCCUCGGUCUGGGUCUUCCCUGGUUGGUCGCCGCCUUCUACUGGUGCGACAAGGGCCAACCUUUCGUCGUGAAGGCUGGGGACCUAGGCUUUAGCGUUGCUGUUUUCACAGUCUUCUCCAUCAUCUUCCUCAUCGUCUUGGUCGCCCGCAGAAUGCUGGCCGUUUUCGGAAAAGGAGAACUCGGCGGGCCACCAGUAUUG
Molecule: messenger RNA, 2352 nt
Organism: Mesorhabditis spiculigera
Lineage: Eukaryota; Metazoa; Nematoda; Chromadorea; Rhabditida; Rhabditidae
Source: the annotation of a GenBank genome assembly